UUAAUAAGACAUACAUAUAAAAAGAGUCAGCUGGAAUUAAUAAGACAUACAUAUAAGAUGAUGAACACAAUUGGCAUGAUCUUCAUGGCCACUCUGUGGAUCCUUAUCAUGCGUUCUCAAAGCAGCGACUGCCCUCAGCCUCAGGGCAUAACUCUAGAAGGCAGUGUUCUACUUACCUUCAAGUGUAGAUUAAAUGAUACUCUCAAUAUUCUUACAACCUGGGGCAAAACACAGGACCCUUGCGAUGGUACUUGGAAUGGUAUCACCUGCGACAGUGAAAACGUGACUGAAAUUCUCCUUGAAGAUAACCUGCUCGGAGGCGAACUGGGCCCGGAACUUUCAAAUUUGACAGAGCUACAAACUUUGAAUCUGGGUAACAAUAACCUAACCGGACAAAUACCUAAAGAACUUGGACUUCUUACCAAUUUGAGGGAUAUGGAUCUAGAAAACAAUCGGUUUACCGGUUCCAUUCCGCCGGAACUUGGAAAUUGUACUAGCUUGAUCUAUCUCACAUGUUUACGCAACAACGAAGAAUUGUGCCUCAACCCACCUAACAAUAUAUGUUGCCCAAAGUGAGAUUAAUUGAUUCGCUCAACGCUUCUUCUGAUCCACCAGUAAAGUUCGAAAGGCAUCACAUACACACAUAUAUGAUGCUUAAUUAAUUGAAUUAUAAGCUGGUGAAUCUUCACAGCACCUAUGUACCGCCACUUUUUGAUUCCAUUAAUCCACUGAAAUUAUCAUUUCAAUUUCAAUUUCAAUAAAAUGUUAUAUUUUCGUCGAAAUUUCAUCUUUUUUCUUAUUGUCAAUCGAACAUGUUUGUUGAAAUAUUAAUCAGUGCUAAUUGUCGAACGGAAGAAUAUUAUGAUCAUGGCUUGUCAACAAAAAAAGAAAAAAAAAUAAAAA
Striga asiatica is the source of this 903-nucleotide messenger RNA. NCBI's taxonomy places the organism in Eukaryota, Viridiplantae, Streptophyta, Magnoliopsida, Lamiales, Orobanchaceae. The record is from the annotation of a GenBank genome assembly.